GUGGCCCCCCGCCGCCACGGGACGCCACUCGCCGGCACUCCGGCACUCCUCGCGGCAGGCAGCAGACAUCAUGGACGGACAGCGCCAGUUGAGGUGGGCCGUGGCCCUAGCGCUUCUCGUGGCGAGCACCGCAGACCGAGAGGUCCCCCAGUACUACGGCGGCCUGUCGGGCCCCGCUCCCGCCCCUGUCCCCGCCCAACAUCAGCUCGGACCCCUGUUCUACAGCGCUCAGCCCUACCAACCACAGCAGCAAAUCACGGUAAAGUCCGCCGCGCCUCAGUUCUACCAACAGUCGCAGUACCAGCCGCAAUACCAAGCACAGUACCAGCCGCAGUACCAGCCCCAGUAUCAGCCACAGUACCAGCAGCAGUACCAGCCGCAGUACCAGCGCGUACUGGUGUACAGCCCCAACGGCGCCUCCGUGUACCAGCAGCAGCAGCCCUACGGCUACCCCGUCGGAGGGCCGGCCGCGUCCUUCCUGCCUUUACCCCUCCGGGAUGAGGCCGGCAGCGGCGGCAGCACCGGCGGCAGCAGCGGCAGCGGCUGGGGCUUCAACCCCUCCGAGUACCUCGGCGUCCUGCAGAACUACUGGCAGACCCUGACGACCACGCAGAGCGGCAAGCCUCCCGCAGAGGGGGCCAACCCCGCACCCGCCGCUGGAGCCGAGGCCCCCGCCGAGCCUGCCGCGGCCUCCUCGUCAGAGGGAUCCAAGAAGCCCGAGGCCCCCGCUAUGCCCGAGGCUCCCGCAGCCCCUCCACAGCGAUUCAUCGUGGUGUCGCAGCCCCAGGUCGUCGCCAACCCCGCCGCCCUCCCCAGCGCUGCCAACGGAGCCGUGUCCACCUACCUGCUCCUCCGCAACCAGCCCCUCUACGGCCUUCCCAGCCAGGGCGCGUACCGCGUGCAGCCCGUGGAGCAGCCCCAGCAGCAGCAGUACCAACAGACUCAGAGGGUGCAGCAGACCGUGCUGCCCUCCGCCACCGGCCCCAUGAUCCUGGUGCGCACCCCCGACAACAAGUACGGCCUGGCCCCCGCCUCCAACCCCACCCGCCUCAUCGUGUCCGGCGAGGGCAUCCGCGCCCAGGACGACGUCCAGGUGUCCGGGCCUGGCAGCCAGGCGCUGGCCUACCAGAGGUUCCUGCUCACGCGCCAGGGUCAGCACGCGCCAGGCUUCUACCCCGCCCCACACCCCGGCAUCGUGCACUCCCUGGCUGACGAGUCAAUCGCCGUAGACGCUCUGAGGGACGCCACCAACACCACCGAGGGGGAGUCGUCUUCAUCGGGCCCUACCACCACCACACCGCCCGCCACCGAUGACGAUGUUGUAGACUCUGACAGCGAAAAGCCUGUGUCCAUCGCUCAGGUGAAGCCCCAGGCUAUCGCGCUGGCGGGCCCCGGUGGAGUGGCGGCCGCGUCCCCCAUGGGCACCGCCCUGGUGGGCCCCGGCGGCAUGGCCCUGGCCGCGCCCUCCGCCACCGCCGUGGCGGGCCCCGCGGGCGGCACCCCGCCCAUCGCUGUGCCGUCCGCCAACACGGCUGCGCACAACGCCGACGCCUACCGCAAGUGGCUCAACAAGAAGAACAAGCUGGCUGCCGCCGGCGCCGCCGAUGAUGCUCCCAGCGUCCCCGAGUUCCUGGUCGAGUACGGUUCAAGCUCCGUCUAGGCCCUUCUCCGCUACCUAGUUGCACACCGUCCUCAAGCUCGUCCGCAAGAAGUUUGUUUUUAUGUUCGUUUCCUACACUAACGGCCAAACACGCUUACGUCGGGUUUAAGUGUUUAAACCCCGCCUAAGCCCAUUUGGCCGAACAAGGAUUAAGUCGUCCUUCACGAGUUGAAGUUGAUACGUGGAAGUUUCCGAAGAGAGGAGAGCACAGUAUCGCUUGCUGCCCCCUCUCCUUUUGGUGCCAACCGCGCGCCCCUUUCCCAGGAUCUGCUUUGUAAUUAUCAUUAAGUUAUUCCUUCUCCCCGGUAGGUCCUGGGAGACUAGCGUGCUCAGCACACGACUGCUACUGAUAUAUGUAAAAGAAUUCGACUGAUAAAAACGUAAAUAAUUAAAUAAAUGAGUUGUAGUAGUGUAGAUGCAUAAA
Messenger RNA from Frankliniella occidentalis (western flower thrips), 2084 nucleotides. Its product is annotated as calcium-binding protein P-like. Lineage: Eukaryota; Metazoa; Arthropoda; Insecta; Thysanoptera; Thripidae. The transcript has 7 exons. The coding region runs from base 71 to 1660 and encodes 529 amino acids. The record is from RefSeq and is a predicted model, not a curated record.